Messenger RNA from Ogataea philodendri, 339 nucleotides. RefSeq lists its product as uncharacterized. Gene Ontology annotation, molecular function: protein-folding chaperone binding. The record is from RefSeq and is a predicted model, not a curated record. Gene Ontology annotation, biological process: chaperone-mediated protein complex assembly; protein folding. Bases 1 to 339 code for a protein of 112 amino acids. NCBI's taxonomy places the organism in Eukaryota, Fungi, Ascomycota, Pichiomycetes, Pichiales, Pichiaceae. The transcript has a single exon. Gene Ontology annotation, cellular component: cytoplasm; prefoldin complex.
AUGGCCAGUCAGGUGAAUUUGGAACAACUUUCGCAGCAGUACACGAAACUGCAGUCGGAUCUGUCUGAUCUGGUGCGGGCCAGACAGAAGCUCGAGACGCAGUUCCAGGAGAACAAGAUCGUCAAGGAGGAGUUCGAUAGACUCGACGACGACGCCAAGAUCUACAAGCUUGUGGGGCCUGUUUUGCUGCCGCAGGACAACUCCGAGGCGAAUUUGAACGUGGACAAGAGAAUCGAGUUUAUCACAGGCGAUAUUGCUCGGGUGGAGGAGAAAAUACAACAACAUCAAAAAGAUCUUGAAAAUAUACAGAGUAUUUUGGUGAACGCGCAAACGGCCUAG